GCGGGCGAGGGCGAGCCUGGGGGCGCGGAGCCGGCGGGAAGUAGGCGAAAGGUCGGGGGCGGGGCCUGGCGGGCAGGGCGCUCCAUCCAUGGGCUCGCCGCCACUAGAACCUUCCGCCGCCGGGACCGACGUGCAGCCAUGGCCCUGCUCCGAGGUGUGUUUAUCGUUGCUGCUAAGCGAACACCCUUUGGAGCUUAUGGAGGUCUUCUGAAAGAUUUCACUGCUACAGACUUGACUGAGUUUGCUGCCAAGGCUGCCCUGUCUGCUGGCAAAGUCCCACCUGAAACUGUUGACAGUGUCAUUGUAGGCAAUGUCAUGCAGAGUUCUUCAGAUGCUGCAUACCUGGCGAGACAUGUUGGUCUUCGAGUGGGAGUCCCAAAAGAGGUCCCAGCUCUUACUAUCAAUAGACUCUGUGGCUCUGGCUUCCAGUCCAUUGUGAAUGGAUGUCAGGAAAUCUGUGUUAAAGAUGCGGAAGUUGUCUUGUGUGGAGGAACUGAAAGCAUGAGCCAGUCUCCCUACUGUGUCAGAAACAUUCGGUUUGGAACCAAGUUUGGAACAGAUAUCAAGAUGGAAGAUUCUCUGUGGGCAGGAUUAACAGAUCAACAUGUUCAACUCCCUAUGGGAAUUACUGCAGAGAAUCUUGCUGCAAAACAUAAAAUAAGCAGAGAAGAAUGUGACAAAUAUGCCCUUCAGUCACAGCAGAGGUGGAAAGCUGCUAAUGAUGCUGGCUACUUUAAUGAGGAAAUGGCACCAAUUGAGGUGAAGACAAGGAAAGGAAAACAGACGAUGCAAGUGGAUGAGCAUGCCCGACCCCAAACGACCCUGGAGCAGUUACAUAAACUUCCUCCAGUGUUCAAGAAAGAAGGCACCGUCACUGCAGGGAAUGCAUCGGGGGUAUCUGAUGGUGCUGGAGCUGUUAUCAUAGCUAGUGAAGAUGCUGUUAAAAAACAUAACUUCACACCACUGGCAAGAAUUGUGGGCUACUUUGUAUCUGGAUGUGAUCCCUCUAUCAUGGGUAUUGGCCCUGUCCCUGCUAUUAAUGGAGCACUGAAGAAAACAGGACUGGAUCUUAAGGACAUGGAUUUGAUAGAGGUGAAUGAAGCUUUUGCUCCCCAGUACUUGGCUGUUGAGAAGAGUUUGAAUCUUGACCCAAGUAAGACUAAUGUGAACGGAGGAGCCAUUGCUUUGGGUCACCCAUUGGGAGGAUCUGGAUCAAGAAUUACUUCACACCUGGUGCAUGAAUUAAGGCGUCGAGGUGGAAAGUACGCCGUUGGAUCAGCCUGCAUUGGAGGCGGCCAAGGCAUUGCACUCAUCAUUCAGAGCACAGCCUAAGGAGAGCAAGGAGCCCACCUCUGCUCCACCGUGCGUUACUUGGCUGGGCCACAGUAAAACAAGUAUCCUCCAGCGCUGGCCAAGCCAUACCCCAGAAACAGUGAUUGAGUUUGAUCGUGACUUGGUGAGGUAAAAAUACAUUCAUCAUGAAUAAUAACCAUGCCAUUAGCAAGUUCUCACAAAUUUACACCAGUCUGAUAUGAUGUAUUCCUGAACUAAAGUCCGAUUAAGAAAGGCCUUAAGAAAAAUGGUGUCCUUGCCAAAUAUGCAUCACUUAUGCCUUAGAUAAUAUGAUUACAAAGAAAUUUAAUAAAGUUGCCUUAAGCUAA
This is a messenger RNA of Sciurus carolinensis (gray squirrel), 1661 nucleotides long. RefSeq names its product acetyl-CoA acyltransferase 2 (gene Acaa2). The record is from RefSeq and is a predicted model, not a curated record. Lineage: Eukaryota; Metazoa; Chordata; Mammalia; Rodentia; Sciuridae. Gene Ontology annotation, molecular function: acetyl-CoA C-acetyltransferase activity. The transcript has 10 exons. Gene Ontology annotation, biological process: fatty acid beta-oxidation. The coding region runs from base 139 to 1332 and encodes 397 amino acids.